CCACCUCCCUUCUGAUAUCACAGUCUUCAGAAAAAGAGAAUCUCAUCUGGAAAUCAGAAUAAAAAUAACCAGGCCAGGCAGCACGGUGUAGCAUGUGGCUACCUCUGGAGAGGCUGCCCUUGGUCACUGCGAGCCAUCGCAUCGAGACUUCUCUCCCUGUUGACUGCCAGAAACAACCUUCCAUCUGGAGGUAGAAGAUGGCCUCCUCCAGCUUGCAUCCAUCCAUCCCUCGGCACAGGGGUAAAAGGGACAAGAAAGCAGCCUUUGUUUUGCUGAGUGUUUGCCUGGCAGCCCUUUGCUACUUAGGUGGGGAGCCAGGACACAUUCUUCAGCAGCUGACGCUCCACCUGGCCUCCCUGCAGCUGGGACUGUUGCUCGAGAGAGUCUGCCGUCUGGCCGAGGAGCUAUGCCACAUCCACUCCCGGUACCAGGGCAGCUACUGGAAGGCUGUGCGGGCCUGCCUGGGCUGCCCCAUCCGCUGUGGGGCCGUGCUGCUGCUGUCCUGCUAUUUCAAUGCCUCCCUGCCGAACCCAGCUGGCCUGUCCUUCACUUGGAUGCUUGCGCUCCUGGGCCUCUCAGUGGCAGUGAGCAGAAUCCUGGACCUCCAGUGCCUGGCCCCAGCUGAGAUCUCUGCAGUCUGUGAACAAAGGAAACUCAACGUGGCCCAUGGGCUGGCGUGGUCAUUUUAUAUCGGGUACCUGCGGCUGAUUCUGCCAGAGCUUCCGGCCCGGAUCCGCAGUUACAAUCAGCGCCACAACAACAUGCUACAGGGCAGAGCAAGCCACCGGCUGUACAUUCUCUUCCCAUUGGACUGUGGGGUGCCUGACAACCUGAGUAUGGUUGACCCCAACAUUCGCUUCCUGCAUGAGCUGCCCCAGCAGAAAGCUGACAGAGCCGGCAUCAAGAGCCGGGUUUACAGCAACAGCAUCUAUGAGCUUCUGGAGAACGGGAGACAGGUGGGCGCCUGUGUUCUGGAGUAUGCCACCCCCUUGCAGACCCUGUUUGCCAUGUCCCAGCAUACCCAAGCUGGCUUUAGCCGGGAGGAUCGGCUUGAGCAGGCCAAACUCUUCUGCCGGACGCUUGAAGACAUCCUGGCAGAUGCCCCCGAGUGUCAGAAAAACUGUCGACUCAUUGUCUACCAGGAAUCCACGGAGGAAAGCAACUUCUCCCUGUCACAGGAGAUUCUCAGGCACCUGAGGCAGGAGGAAAAGGAGGAGGUUGCUGUGGAUAGUGCAAGAACCUCGGUGAUGCCUGACUCUUCCACGCUGCACCAAGAGCCCGAGCUCCUCAUCAGUAGCAUGGAUCAGCCUCUCCCACUCCGCACAGAUGUCUACUGAGGCCCAGGGUCAGCUUGUCUGAGCCCCCAGAAAUUCCCAAGACUCUCUGGAUUGGGGCCUUUCUUUAGGAGUGAGAUGCUCAGCAAAGCCAUUUCCUCCCACAGGGGCUCUCAGAGAAGGUACAGGGACCUGACAUCUCAAGAUGAGUCCUAGGACCUUGGGCAAGAUGAGCCUCAGUGCCUUCAUCUAUGAAAUGGGAUCACAAUCGCUGCCCUGCCUACCUCACAGGGUUGUUGUGAGGACUGUGACUAUAUGGAAGUUUCUCGUAAACUCUGAUUUCCUGGUACACUUAA
Artibeus jamaicensis (Jamaican fruit-eating bat) is the source of this 1630-nucleotide messenger RNA. It is a transcript of the gene STING1, whose product is annotated as stimulator of interferon response cGAMP interactor 1. Gene Ontology annotation, biological process: positive regulation of macroautophagy; activation of innate immune response; reticulophagy. The transcript is spliced from 8 exons. Gene Ontology annotation, molecular function: cyclic-di-GMP binding; 2',3'-cyclic GMP-AMP binding. The record is from RefSeq and is a predicted model, not a curated record. Lineage: Eukaryota; Metazoa; Chordata; Mammalia; Chiroptera; Phyllostomidae. The coding region runs from base 198 to 1337 and encodes 379 amino acids. Gene Ontology annotation, cellular component: endoplasmic reticulum membrane; autophagosome.